Empidonax traillii (willow flycatcher) is the source of this 1149-nucleotide messenger RNA. RefSeq names its product methyl-CpG-binding domain protein 4-like. Lineage: Eukaryota; Metazoa; Chordata; Aves; Passeriformes; Tyrannidae. Bases 2 to 1003 code for a protein of 333 amino acids. Gene Ontology annotation, molecular function: DNA binding. The record is from RefSeq and is a predicted model, not a curated record. The transcript is spliced from 3 exons.
AAUGGUGGCGGCAGGACCGGCGGACGGGCCCCGCGGCCCGGCGGAGCCCAGCGCCGUUCCCCGCGGGUGGCGGCGGGUGAGCAGCCGCAGGCGGGCGGGCAGGACUGCCGGGAGGAUUGACGUGUACUUUGUCAGCCCUGAAGGGAAGAAGCUGAGGUCGAAACGAGCACUUGUGGAGUAUUUUCAGAAAACUGGGGAGACAAUACUGAAAGCAGCAGAUUUUGAUUUCACAGCUCCUCGGGGAAGCACACACUCAGGAGUGAGGGGAUGCAGGACGAGAGCUGCGAGGACUGACCUGGAGAAGGACGAUUGUCAUAGCCAAGUGCAGGAGCUCUGUGCACAGAAUGGGUCCCAGGUUGGAAUUCAGAACAUCCACGCUGGGAAUGGACACGUGGAAGAUGUUACAUCCACUUUGGAAAGGACAGAUUUGGUCAUGGAUGGCACAGACCCAGAGGAGGGUUUGAAAACUAAAAGGAAGGGGGCAGGUGGGAAAAGUGUCCAGAGUAGAAAACCUGCGAAGACCUCAGAAAGGAGGAACCGAUGUGACCCCCAGAGCAAGAGGCAGAGAAGAGUCCGUAGCACACGGCAGAUCGAGUGUGUUCAGAACAAGAGGUUCUGUAGACAGACAGAGGGGAGUGGGGCUGACAGCCAGGGUGUGGGUGAUCUGAGCGCUGAGCCUGUGGGUGCAGGCAGAGCUUUGUCAGCAGUGUCCAGGGCACGGGCAGGCACACGGCUGAGGUCAGUGGCUGCUGGCUCACAGAGGGACUUGGGGCACUUGUCACAGGAGGGGCCUGUGGGGACAAGCUUCAGCGACCCAGCUGAGGAGAAAUCCCACGGACUGGAGACAGGGAAAGAGCCAGAUCAGGGGCCUGUGGGUGAGCAGGAUGUUAAAUCCAACACCGAGGCGGAUGCUGAGCCGUGGGACGGGAUGAGCUGCACAGGUACAUAUGUGUGUGAGCAGAAUGUGACUCCAGCCCUCACCUUCUGCCAGGAGCUCUCCUGACUGUUUGAGCCAGGUGUUCUGUUUUGGGUUGACCUGCUCUAACAUCCAAAUCUGUCUCAUUUCUUUAUCCAACAGCGUUUAACUUAAUGCAGAUUUAGUCACGCCUGGAACUUUCUGUUCCAAGCUCUUGAGCUCUACAGUGUGAG